AUUCUAGGAGAAAUCAAAACUAAACUGAGCUCACAGUUGCCCUCUGUAGAAAAAUCGCAGAACAUACGCAAGAAAGGCACAGAUGAAAGCAGAACUCUUUCCUGAUAGAUGUCAGGAAACUCUUCCAGUGCCUCAGAAGAAGAAACUGUUUUGCGGAUGCUCCACGCUAGGAUUUUACUGCCCGCACUGAAACCUGAGAAACAGAAUCAGUGGGAUUUCUGGACUUGGAGUUGAAUUCUCCUGAGAUAAAGGACUAACUACCAUGAAGAGAAAAACAGUGCAGUUGAGAUAUCUUUGCAGUGCUGGAGACAGCCAUAAAGGUCCUGUUGGUUUGUACAACAUUGGACAGACUUGUUGCCUCAACUCUUUGCUCCAGGUGUUCAUGAUGAACCAGAAUUUUGCCAAAAUCUUGAAGAGUAUCACCAUGCCUAGGGGAUUGGAGGAACGAAAGAGAAGUGUCCCUUACCAACUGCUUCUGCUCUUGGAGAAGAUGCAAGACAGCCGGUUGAAAGCAGUAUGGCCCAUGGAGCUGGUAUUCUGCCUGCAAAACUAUAAUCUUCCAUUGUUCGUUCAGCACGAUGCUGCCCAACUCUUCUUGACCCUUUGGAAUUUGAUUCAGAACCAAAUUACAGACCCAGAGUUGUCAGAGAGGCUGAAGACUUUGUACACGAUCACAAUGCGGGAGUCCUUGAAUUGUUUAGACUGUGGUGUGAAGAAUCAAAGGGAUAGCUACACAUUGAUCCUUUCGCUCUCUCUUUUUGAUACUGACUCACAACCUCUGAAAACCCUGGAGGAUUCCAUACAUUGUUUUUUCCAGCCCACGAAGUUGUCAGGCAAAAACAAAUGUUUCUGUGAGAACUGUGGGAAGAUGACUUGUUGGGAACAGACCCAGAAGAUAACACAUUUGCCCCCAACACUGACAUUCCACCUCAGACGGUUCUCCUCCACAAAUUUCUCAGAGACUCAGAAGGUCAUCCACCCACUGAGUUUUCCCAAAAACCUGAUCUUUUCACCAGAACAAGAUUGGUGGGACUCUGAAGAACAGAAAUAUGAACUUUUUGCAGUGGUUGCUCACAUGGGGACAGCCAACUAUGGACAUUACUGUGCCUAUAUUUGUAAUUCUGCUGAUGGCAGAUGGUUUUGCUUCAAUGACUCCAGUGUCUGUUGGGCUACAUGGGAAGAUAUCAAAAGAACUUAUGGGAACUAUUAUUUAUAUUGGGGAGAAAUAGCUUAUCUUCUGGUUUACAUGAAGGUUGAGAGCUAGUUGGCUAGUUCUCCAACUACUUCACAACUGUCAGAUAAUACCAGUCCUUUUCUAGCUUCAAAAUAUAUUGACUUCCCAAUUGCCUCGGCCAAAAAAAAUUAAGCAAAAGAUAAUGACUUUUUUUUUUUUUUGGUUUGGUUUUUGCAAGGCAAUCAGGGGUGACUUGCUAGGGUCACACAGCUAGUAAAAUCCUCCUGACUUCAGGACCAGUGCUCUAUCCACUGAACCACCUAGCUGCCCUAAAAUAUGUUGACUUUUUAUAAAAGGACACUGUGUCUUCACUAUUUAUAUGGCAAUCAAUUCCAUGUAUAUUUCCAGGAGAACUCAAUCUUGGUUUGUGUCUAUAUAAUUAUGUUUAUUGUCAAGCACAAUUAUUUAUCAAAUGUCAUUGAACUUGAUGUUACAUCCUUCUUGCCUUCCUGUUUUCCUUCCUGUAUUCUUCAGUACUCCUGCCUUCCACAAAUAUCCACUGAAUACUUACUACACAAGAGAUGCUGUACUAGGUAUUAUGAUUAAUAAACAAGUUCUUAUCCUUAAAAAACUUUAAAAAGAUACUGUCAACAGGCAAUCACAACUUCUUGAAACAUGUGAAAAGUAUAUUUAUUACAACAGGAACGAGCAUGUAUGUGGAACCCAAAGAAUUCACAAUCCAUACAGAAGUUUGCAUUGAUAAUACAAUAAAGGAAGGAGAAGAAAACACAUCUCAACCUAAAGGGGCAUGGCAUGGGAGGGAGGAAAAUGAAGUAAAUGUGGGAAAAGGACAAAAGGGGAGCUUAACUGAAGGGGAGGAGCAAGGUUAUGGCAAAAAACAUCUUUCUUUUCUCUUGGGGACCAUUAGAUCAUGAAGAUAAGAUGGUCUGCUUAUCUAUAAGAUUACUGGCUGCAUAAGCACUUUCUCAGUCAGUCAACUGUUGACUAUCUCCUGUCUGGAUUCCAAAGGAUCUACAGGGAAUCCAGCUGGGAUACAAAUAACAAAUUAUGCCAGCUCAGGGUCUCCUGUAUAUUCUGGGUCCUGUAUGUUUCUGGAAGAUAUGGCCAUUCAAAAAGAAAAGUUCAGGGGACCCCUUAAUAUUCCUUAACAGUAAUAUAUCCCAUCUCAUGUUAUCCAGUGUGGGAAUUUUGCCAUUAGUCUUGCCUUCCUUCUCUCUACCAGGAACAACCACAUUCUAGACCAAGUGCUUUCAACUGAGGCUGAGCCACCCUGAUUAUUGAAUGUUUAAGUAAAAAUUCAUUUCAAUACUCUAUGUGUAGUUAGUUCUUGAUCAAGCUUCAUAUACUGUUCAGCAUUCCACCAGAAAAUCAGAGUCUGUGCAAGGCCUUGUUCUUGACUUUGGAAUAAUAAAAUUGAUAUUAUUAUUGCAUCUGAAAAGGGCUUUACAAUUUACUUUCAUUUAGCUAGAC
Messenger RNA from Sarcophilus harrisii (Tasmanian devil), 2665 nucleotides. It is a transcript of the gene USP18, whose product is annotated as ubiquitin specific peptidase 18. Gene Ontology annotation, cellular component: nucleus; cytosol. Gene Ontology annotation, molecular function: cysteine-type deubiquitinase activity; cysteine-type endopeptidase activity. The record is from RefSeq and is a predicted model, not a curated record. Gene Ontology annotation, biological process: protein deubiquitination. The coding region runs from base 263 to 1264 and encodes 333 amino acids. The transcript is spliced from 11 exons. NCBI's taxonomy places the organism in Eukaryota, Metazoa, Chordata, Mammalia, Dasyuromorphia, Dasyuridae.